UCCUUCUCUCUUAGCAAUUGCACUAGGCAAUCAUGAACUGAUUGUGUAAAAUUUCUUUUAAAUAAGAUAAAUAAAAGAGUUAUGGCUCAAAGAAGAGUUUUUUCUUUGGCAAGGAAAAUUUGUUUACCGGGUACACUGACAAAUGUUAUAAAUGCCGCGCCGCGUAGUAACGCACGAUAUCUCGUAUCAUGCAUGUCGUCGAGGAUAAUUUUGCCGGGGUCCGGUACGGCCGGAAUGUCUACACGAAAUUUCACAAGCAAAAGUACAGAUGAUACAAAAGAGGCAACAAAAGGCACAUCGGCUGCUUCGGCCGCAGUGGAGGCCGCGCCUCAGAUCCUUUCAAAAUUAUUCCCGCAAACUGCAGAACCUACAACCGAGGAAGCAGAACGGGAACGUAAAAAACAGGAGGAGGAAAGUCGCAAGGAGAAGGAGAAAUCGUGGAAACGGAUGAAGCUGAGUUUCGCAAUUUUUGGAGCCUCAGCUGGUAUGCUCGCUUUCUGGGCGGUAUAUAAUUUCGGUUCGCCGGAAUGCGAUCCUGAAGGAAACAUUAUUGAAGAUGAGUUCAGUAAAUUACCAAUUGUACAGCAAUAUUUGCAGAGGAUGUGGAAAUCAAUGACUUACUAUCAAAAGAUGAUCCAGGAGCCUUCCCGUGCAAAACUUCUUCCAGAUCCAUUGAAACCACCCUACAUUCAACCACCUUACACAUUAGUCCUAGAAAUGAAGGAUGUUCUCGUUCAUCCCGACUGGACAUAUCAGACUGGAUGGCGUUUCAAAAAACGACCGGGCGUUGAUACUUUCCUCGAGCAAGCCGCCAAACAUUUUGAAAUUGUUGUGUUCACAGCCGAUCAAGGAAUGACGGUAUUCCCCAUACUUGAUGCUCUCGAUCCAAAUGGCUACAUAAUGUAUAGAUUAGUUCGGGACGCUACACAUUUCGUUGAUGGACAUCAUGUGAAAAAUCUAGACAAUUUGAAUAGAGAUUUGAAAAGGGUUAUUGUUAUUGAUUGGGAUCCCAACUCAACAAAACUACAUCCUGAUAACACAUUUAAUAUUGCUCGAUGGACUGGAAACGACGAUGACACUACACUGCUUGAUUUGGUCGCGUUUUUGAAAACUGUUGCAACUGCUGAAAUCGAUGAUGUUCGCGAAGUUCUCCAAUACUACAAAAGCUUUGAUAAUCCACUGGCACAAUUUCGCGAAAAUCAACGAAAACUUCUGGAACAAAUGGAACUGCAAGAGCGCGAAGAAAAGCAAAAAGAGACUCCCGUUGUAAAACGAUGGACGCCCAGUUUCCUAGGACGUUCUCGAUGAUAAUUAUAGCUUAAAUGUAGUUUAUGAACUAAGUACUGUGCAUGCGUUGCAAUGUCUGUUGUGUACGUGAAACAAAUGUGCGAGACAAAUGACGACAAACACGAUUUCGAGAACUUACGAUAACAAAAGUAGUAACUUUUUUUUCCUCUGUCUAUCUCGCGGUCUACACUUUAUAUCAACCAUGUUUUGUUAUAUUUUGUUAAGAUUUUCUCCCUAGGACCAAAUCGUUUGUUGCUAAAUUUAGUUGUACGUAAAAGAUUCACUUUUCACACUCCAAGUCAAAAUGUCUGAACAGAUUUAUUUGAAAUUGCCGGAAAACCUAAUGGGGACAUGCUUUUUACACAAAUAACAAAUUUGUAUUUAAAUUUUGUAAUAUAUUCUCCUUAGUUUAGCAUGAAAAUAAAUUAUUUCAGGAAAA
Molecule: messenger RNA, 1726 nt
Organism: Hermetia illucens (black soldier fly)
Lineage: Eukaryota; Metazoa; Arthropoda; Insecta; Diptera; Stratiomyidae
Product: mitochondrial import inner membrane translocase subunit TIM50-C-like
Exons: 6
Coding region: 82-1308 (408 amino acids)
Molecular function (GO): phosphoprotein phosphatase activity
Source: RefSeq, a predicted model, not a curated record